CAGGCUGCUGUAGUCGGAGAGGUGGUCGGUCGGCGGGUGCUGAAUGAGGAUGCAAACCUUUAACGGAGACUGUAGGAAAUAAACCAAUGAACGCGUGACAACGGGACGCUGUGGAGAAGCGUACUCGCAGACAAGUAGGGUCAUGGUGUGCGAGAUUUUAAUGUUUUCUGUGAGAAAUCUGAGAAGAUAGAGGAUUUGUUGUUAGUUCAGAAGGAGAGCGUUAAGCGCUUAGAAUAAGGUGCUGAAGAUUUUGGAAAAGACUGAGAAAAUUUUUGCUUUUAUUAUUACGCUGAAUGGACUUUUGAAUUACUGUCUUGCUGUCUCUGGUCAGCCAAAGGUCCGAGGAUGUCUCCACUCUUCGCGGAACCUGCAUUUAGCCCGCAAACCAGCCACUGACUGACUUUUUACGCACGGAGAAAGCUCGGUUCUCACACACUUUGUUUUCGUGUUUUUCUGGAUGAACAUUGCAAUACAUUUUCAAUGAUUCGAGAUCUGAGCAAGAUGUACCCCCCGGCGCGGCAUCCGGUCCCUCAUCAGCCGGGACAGCCGUUCAAGUUCACUGUCACCGAGUCCUGCGACCGGAUCAAGGAGGAGUUCCAGUUCCUGCAGGCGCAGUAUCACAGUCUGAAAUUGGAAUGUGAGAAACUGGCCAGUGAGAAAACUGAGAUGCAGAGGCACUAUGUCAUGUACUACGAAAUGUCAUACGGGCUGAACAUCGAGAUGCACAAGCAGGCGGAGAUCGUUAAACGGCUGAACGCAAUCUGCGCCCAAGUCAUCCCCUUCCUCUCUCAAGAGCAUCAGCAGCAGGUGGUGCAGGCAGUAGAGAGGGCCAAGCAGGUCACCAUGGCUGAACUCAACGCCAUCAUAGGACAGCAACUCCAGGCUCAGCACCUCUCUCAUGGCCAUGCCAUCCCUGUCCCGCUAACACCCCACCCAGCGGGCCUUCAGCCCCCUCUGCCUCCUGGGGCCAGUACUGCCAGCCUGCUGGCUCUGUCCUCUGCCCUGAGUCACCAGCUGCCACUCAAAGAUGAGAGGAAGCAUCACGAUAACAACAGCGAACACACACGAGACAGAGACUCAGUCAAGAGCUCAUCUGUCUCUCCAUCAGCCAAUUUUCGAACUGGAGAGAAGCAUCGAAGUUCAAGCGAUUAUUCCUCUGACAGCAAAAAACAGAAGACAGAUGAUAAGGAGCUGACCUCCACACGCUAUGAAAGUGAUGGAGAAAAGAGUGAUGACAACUUGGUUGUCGACGUCUCCAACGAGGAUCCAGUGUCUCCCCGAGGAAGUCCUGCACACUCUCCUCGGGAGAAUGGGUUGGACAAAAGUCGCCUGUUGAAGAAAGACCCACCACUGAGCCCUUCCUCAAUUGCUUCUUCCAGCAGCACACCUUCCUCCAAGUCUAAAGAUAUUAAUAUGAAUGAGAAGUCAACAACUCCCGUGUCCAAGUCCAGCACUCCCACAUCCCGCUCUGAAGCCCCCACACCCAGCAGUGCCUCCACCACAGGCCUGAGGUCUGCACCCAGUAAAUCAUCAGGAGUUGAGGCACUGACUCCUGGUCUUCGCACACCCCUGGCAGUGCCCUGCUCGUACCCUGGCCCAUUCGGAAUGGUUCCUCACCCUGGUAUGAAUGGAGAGCUGAGUGGAACAGGAGCAGCCUACACUGGCUUGCAUAACAUUUCCCCACAGAUGAGUGCAGUGGCCGCGGCCGCUGUGGCAGCCUACGGACGCACACAAGUGGUAGGAUUUGAUCCUCACCACCACAUACGUGUUCCUGGACUUCCUCCUAGCCUGUCGGGCAUUCCUGGUGGAAAACCAGCUUAUUCCUUUCAUGUGAGCGCUGACGGACAAAUGCAGCCUGUGCCUUUUCCUCCGGAUGCACUGAUCGGCCCUGGUAUCCCGCGCCAUGCUAGACAGAUCAAUACUCUCACCCACGGGGAGGUGGUGUGUGCCGUUACCAUCAGUAACCCUACACGUCACGUUUAUACCGGCGGCAAGGGCUGUGUCAAGGUGUGGGAUAUCAGUCACCCGGGCAACAAGACCCCUGUUUCCCAGCUGGACUGCCUUAACAGGGAUAACUAUAUUCGAUCCUGUCGGCUACUUCCUGAUGGACGAACUCUUAUCGUUGGGGGAGAAGCGAGUACUUUAUCAAUCUGGGAUUUGGCUACACCGACUCCUCGGAUCAAAGCGGAAUUAACUUCGUCUGCACCUGCAUGUUAUGCUCUGGCCAUCAGCCCGGAUUCCAAAGUCUGCUUUUCCUGCUGCUCUGAUGGAAACAUUGCCGUCUGGGAUCUUAACAACCAGACUCUGGUUAGGCAGUUCCAGGGCCACACAGAUGGAGCCAGCUGCAUAGACAUUUCUAAUGAUGGGACCAAGCUUUGGACCGGAGGUCUGGAUAACACUGUCCGGUCCUGGGACCUGAGAGAGGGACGCCAGCUGCAACAGCACGACUUCACCUCUCAGAUCUUCUCACUGGGAUACUGUCCAACGGGAGAGUGGCUGGCAGUUGGGAUGGAGAACAGUAAUGUGGAGGUGUUGCAUGUCACCAAACCUGACAAAUACCAGCUCCACCUGCAUGAAAGCUGUGUGCUGUCACUCAGAUUUGCGCACUGUGGGAAGUGGUUUGUAAGUACAGGAAAAGACAAUCUGCUAAAUGCAUGGAGAACCCCAUAUGGAGCCAGCAUAUUCCAGUCAAAAGAAUCAUCCUCUGUGCUGAGCUGUGACAUCUCCAUUGAUGAUAAGUACAUUGUGACGGGAUCAGGAGAUAAGAAGGCAACUGUCUAUGAGGUCAUCUACUAAUAGCUGUGCUUGUUAAACAAGAAGGCCAUCCUUCCAUCCAACCGUGAGGUCUCCUUCAUCUGUGUAAAUUUUUUUAUGUGUAUAGGAUAAACCUAAAAGGAACAAACCAAACAUUUUCUUGGACCAUGACUUCCUGACCUUCUGGCUAGUCGAGGAUCAAAACCAACAAGCGGACCCAAGCACAGAUCUUUUUUUUUUCCUUUUAAGUGACUUUGUGUUAUUGUGAGGAUGAGUGAAUGCUGUUGGGCUGUUAACAUUCCUUUAUGUUACCUUUCACUUAAGCCUCUUAUAUCAUUUUUCUUUUUUCAGUGUGUAGACUGUAAAACAAGCAUGACUGUUCACAUACAUACUAAUCUGCCUGUGUACUUUAUACAUACAUGGAGGCUAAAAUGUAUGCAAACUAGGUGGCAGAUCAGAGCCGUAGUGCUUCUGGGCUACUCUGGAAUAUCAACAGCCAACCUGCACACAACUAAUGCUGAUGGUGUAAAUAAAGGGGCAACAAUUUGGUUACUUUUUUGCCAUUUAUAUUGCCAUGUGUUUUGAGUCUGCAGCUGAGCUUUCUUCCCAUUUUGACAUCCCCUCAUUAUUUCUGUGCUUAACUGCAUCCUGCAGAAGUGUCGCCUUAAUUGUGACGAUGGCACAUUCAUCCAAAGGGUGCAGGACACACAAAAAUAUAGCACUUGCGCACAUGUGAAUGGGUUUUUUCAAGCAAAUAUAUCAGAGGCUCCGUUUUUUAAAUGGUAUCGAAAUGUGAGACAGUAUAUUCAUCUUUAAUUGGUUAGUUAUGGCUUGAAUUCAUGUACAGUGUGUUAUUUCAACACACUGAUUUUUCCUUCUUUGGGCUAUGAAUAUAUACACCUUUUUCUUUUUCUUUUAAAUAACAGUAAGAAAAAGCUUCCACCUGUGAAAAACAUCAACAAAUUUCAUAACAAUCUAUCUAAAAAGGUUGUGUCAGAGCUGCUUAAAAUAGUAUUGUCCAUCAAGAAUUAGUUUGGAAUAGUUUCUUAUUAAACAUGUUCAUAUAUUCAGUUUUUUUUAGAGAUAAGAUCAAUAAGACUUUCUGAAUGCUAGAUGCAGCCAGGAGGACUUAAGCCUGGCUCAGAUUAGUAUGGAUACUCAACUAUGCCUACUACAAGAUAUCUGGUCAUUGCUGUGAGAUUUUCAGGCAACAAGGAUUUACACCUAAAAAUAUCUGAUAAAGGAACACUGCAUAUGAAUAUGCAAAAUUUGGAGACAAGGGAUGAUAUUUCAGGUACCACAAGCUUUCCGGUUACCAUGUGUAGUUAGAAUUGAUCUAUUACUCUGAGGAGACACUGGUUGCAUAUACAUAAAAGUAUCCUAUUAAAUACAAUCUAGAAACUACUAGCUGUAGUCUAAUGAGAUAAUGAUCAUGGUUUUUGUUUUCAUUGUAUUUAUUAGCUUCAUUUGUAAUUAAUGGCUAUACUGGAUAGUCCAAACUGUUGGCUAUUGUUCCAUCAGGUGAUAAAUGAAAGGGUUCCUAGACUAACAGAGUGUAGUGCUGAUCUUCUAAUCCAUUCAUUCCCAAACUUAAAAAUGUUGCCAAACGAUUUGAAAUCUUAAAAUUUUGUGCGACCAGCCAAAAACAAUAAUCACAGCUCUCAUCAACACAUUUUCCCAACAACGAUGAGUUAGAAAAUACACAAAACAUAGGUAGAAUAAGCCAGUAACUUAAUUCAUCAGCUUGACUUUAUGAGUAUAUAUAUGAGUUCUGGUUAUGUUUUAAAAUGUAAAUAUAUAAACAUACAAUAUGAUCAUAAAUACUGUUUGGGGGCGUUUGGUUUAGGGCAGGCAAGCCCUUUCAAGACCCAAUUGAAAUACCUUUGAAGGCCACAAGGAGGCAGCCACAAACGCUUUGGGAAAUCACAGCUCUGAUCAAAAUCUUUGCCAAAAAAAAAGAAAAAGAAGAACUGUUCCUUUAAAUACCGUUGUUUGUUUACCUACAGCAUCAUUUUCUACCUGUGUUCCUGAAUUUGUUCUUGUAGUUCAGCUUCUGAGUGAAGUAAGAGCUGUUUGUGUGUGCGUGGGUGUGUGUGUGUGUUGUAUUUAUUUCUGUAUUUUCGACUCUGUGGGCACUGAACAAACUAACAGAAUUGCCCUCAAUGCCCUCUCUACUGACUGACUUUUGCACUGUCUCUGUCCCUUAGCUCGGACUUCUCUGGAUGCUCGCUGGCUUCCUACUGAUAGAUUUCAGUAAAACAGAUUUAUUGGUAUUUGGAGGUCAGUCACUCCAGCCUGGAUUUUCUGUUAAAACCUUUGGGAAAAACAAGUGGUCAGCGAUGUGGUCUUGAUUUGUCUUGGAUUUACGUCUGUUGGCUUGUAAAAAUAACACAGUGCCUUUACGCUAUACUUCUGCCCUCCUUUUGUCCUGCUGCGUUCAGUUACAUACGCAGAACUGAAAUGUGUCUCCUCUGUUGGAAGUGUUUUUGAGUGUCUUGGAACAUUUAAGGAUCCUUUUUAAUUACAAGGAUCAUUUAUCAACAGUACUGCUGAAAUGAUCACAAAUUUCCAGAACCAAACUUUAUUUCAAACACUUGGAACACACUAUUGACCAGUGGAGUUAACCAGAAAAAAUAACUAUUGGAGUUAAAAAGUGUUUAUUCUUUGAUAUUUGUUGCUGUUUUUAAGCUUUAAAAACUUGUUUGUUGCUUGUAAUUCAUUUGUGUUAUUACAUAGUUAUAACAUCAGUCCCACAUCACAUUAAUCUACAGGAAUGUAAACACAACACAAUAAGUUACUAGCACAGAUUUAUGUCACCAAGAUUCUAACCUAUAAUCAUCCAAUCAGGAUGGAUGCCAGCUUGUCCUAAACAGGCAUUUUAAACUUUCUUACUAAACCGAACUAUCAGGAGGCAUAUGUUAAACAGUAAUAAUUUUAAAUUGAGUGCCUAAACCCAAUCUCUUGGUUUAGCUACUGCCAGUAACUUUUGUUAGGUUAGGUUAGUUUGAUAUGAGAUUUUUAGUACUUUGGAGAAUUUGGCAACAAGAAAGACUGAUAUAGACUCGCUUUGUGGAUGUACUAGUAGUGCCUGUCAGAAUGAAUUUGAAGACUAUGAAUGAAACUGUUCUUAUAUUACUCAGAUCCAUCCUGUACUAUUGCUGAAUUCAUCUAUUUCCUUUUGAGGUAAAUGACAUGUUGCCAGCAACGUAUUUCUGUAACUCAUUGUUUACGCUUUUUGCUCUCAUUUCAUGAAAUGGGAGGGGGGGAAAAAAGAAAUGUGACCACAUUUUUUUAACUACUGUAAAUGACUGCUUUACUUUGAAAAUUGAUAAAGCACUCAUGCUUAGUGUUAACCUGCCUGAGAUCUACCUACCUAUCUUAUUUUAAUAAGGUCUUGAUUAGGGAUGUACUGAUAUAUCGGCAGAUUGUUUUAGGAAAAGAAAAGUUUAAAUUAAAUACAUUAUAUAGAAGCAUGUUGGCUAUGUGGCAGAUUGAAAGAAAGCCUUGUAAUAAAUGCACUGAUCUGAAUACAAAAAGACAUUUUACAGUAUGGUAUGUUGAGCUGACUGGAUUUCAUACAGGAGAGACUGUAUUGAAAAUAAUUUACUGUUAUGGCUGUUUUUUGUUUGUUUUUUUACACAGACACUGUACAUUUCGAAGGUGGUUAUAAAUAUGUUUUUUCACAUUCCUGUUUGCUAAAUUCAGCUAUGCUUUCUGAUCAAAAUGACGAUUCAUUCACUUUGCUGUCUUGAGUGCUCUUUUGCGCUUUCUGCUCUUGAAUGAAUAAAAUCUGGUGUCACCUCCUUGUACUAUCUUCAGUCUUCAUCUAGAUAAAACAUUAAAAAGGAAAAAAAAGGAAAUGCUCUUUGGUUGUAGUCGCUGUCAUGUCAAGAGUCAAAUCUGAAUGUUACUCAUCUUAUCUGACUGCUACAUGUUAGAAGGCUAAGAAGA
Molecule: messenger RNA, 6705 nt
Organism: Pundamilia nyererei
Lineage: Eukaryota; Metazoa; Chordata; Actinopteri; Cichliformes; Cichlidae
Product: transducin-like enhancer protein 4
Exons: 20
Coding region: 481-2796 (771 amino acids)
Biological process (GO): negative regulation of canonical Wnt signaling pathway; regulation of DNA-templated transcription
Cellular component (GO): nucleus; transcription regulator complex
Molecular function (GO): protein binding; transcription corepressor activity
Source: RefSeq, a predicted model, not a curated record